Oreochromis niloticus (Nile tilapia) is the source of this 1204-nucleotide messenger RNA. RefSeq names its product dual specificity protein phosphatase 19. Bases 308 to 997 code for a protein of 229 amino acids. Gene Ontology annotation, biological process: protein dephosphorylation; regulation of MAP kinase activity. The record is from RefSeq and is a predicted model, not a curated record. Lineage: Eukaryota; Metazoa; Chordata; Actinopteri; Cichliformes; Cichlidae. The transcript has 4 exons. Gene Ontology annotation, cellular component: cytoplasm. Gene Ontology annotation, molecular function: JUN kinase phosphatase activity.
CCACAGUGUUACAUUCAUUAAAAAUUAAAAUUCAAAGAGCUUAUUUAUGGUCCUUAGCUCAAAAGACAUGAGCAAACUUAAGGGGAGGUGCUUUCUUAUUCAGCUAGUCUGUGUCAGUACUUUCUGAUCUUGCUAUCCUCUCUGCGCUCCCAUUCCCUGUCAUCAAAGAUGUAAACCAUUUAAAUGGCUUGGAAAAAUGUGCUUUCUAUUCUUCUAAAACGAUGCAGGGAUUUUACAAAACAGCUUGCCUCAGACAGCAGGAAACUGUAAGCCCGUUUGUACACAUCCGGUUCUCUAAACAGAUGACAUGGAGUUAUUUGAAAUAUUAAUUUCCAUUUAUCUUUCAGGUGCAGUCCAGGUCAGUCUGAGCAUGCAGUCCUUGACCGAGGAGAUCCAAAAUUUCUCUCGGACGCGGCUGAGGAAGCAGUGCACCCGUGUGACCUCACUGAGUGGCCGUCGCAUCAUUGAGACUUGGAAGGGUUCAACAAUCACUGUGGUCGAAGACCCUGCCCCCCCUUCAGAGAAGAUGCUGGGAUAUGUCCCUGACACUUCCUGGGACCUGCAGGUUGGCAUUGUCAAGCCCUUCCUCCUACUGGGUUCUCAGGAUGCUGCACAUGACUUUGGCACGCUGAGAAAACACAAGGUGUCUCACAUCCUGAAUGUGGCCUUUGGGGUGGAGAAUGUCUUUCCGGACCUGUUCAUCUAUAAGACUGUCAGUAUUCUGGAUCAUCCCGACACCGAUCUCCUCCCUCACCUCCAGGAAUGCUGUGACUUCAUCCAGCAGGCUCAGACUGAGAAAGGCGUGGUGUUGGUCCACUGCAACGCUGGGGUGUCACGUGCACCGGCUGUGGUCAUUGGCUACCUGAUGUCAUGCGAUGGCCAGUCUUUUGAUGCUGCCCUCUCAUUGGUCAAGUCAGCUCGCCCCACCUCCUCACCAAACCCCGGCUUCCUGGAACAACUGAGGAACUACAAAACACCAGCAACGAAUGGGUCCUGAAGUACAAAGACAAAAUGUUAGUUUAGUUAAAGUAGUUUAGUAUAAAAACACAUUUGGGAUUAUUAUGAUGUAUGGUCUGUUUUUUUUAAGGAGAAGAGGGCUGGCUUAUCCAGAGGUACCAUCCAAUUAAACUUAUAAUCAUUAUUCAUCAAAAUUUCCAGCAUGUUUUCUCUCUUUCCUCUUCAUUGAGACAUGAUUUACCUCUUU